Eremomyces bilateralis CBS 781.70 is the source of this 984-nucleotide messenger RNA. RefSeq lists its product as uncharacterized. NCBI's taxonomy places the organism in Eukaryota, Fungi, Ascomycota, Dothideomycetes, Eremomycetales, Eremomycetaceae. The coding region runs from base 344 to 901 and encodes 185 amino acids. The record is from RefSeq and is a predicted model, not a curated record. The transcript has a single exon.
CCGCUUCAUAAACCACGAUACUGACGCGAUCAUAUCCUGAUCGACCUUCGUUUCUCUAGAAAUGGCGAAUGAUACAUGACCGACGAUCAUGUCUACCGUAAGCCUACACAGGGCUGCGUUGAUGAGAUGUACAUCGAGCGGGUAAGGUACGGUAUUAAGUAUGAUAUUGCUGGCCUUGUGCAUACGAGGCGCAUGUUUCCAGUCUUGCAUGCGAUAUUGGUGACCAACCUCACCCCAACUUUGGCCACCGGGUACAGGUAAUUUCAACAACAUCCGCACUGCUCGACGAUGAUCUUCUGAAGUUCAGCUACGGAUCAACGUUCAUCGUCUCUAUUUAAAUACCAUGGACCCAGCUUCCAUCCUUGGCGUUACGGCGGCGACGGCUUCGCUUCUCAAGCACCUGAUUGAAGGCUCGCUUGGCUUACAGACAGCCUUGUGGGAAAUUAAAACGAUUGACGAGACCACGGGAGGACUUGCUGGCGAACUGGGGGCGUUCCAUUCGAUUCUCAUCGUUUUCGACUCCGAGUUGCGAGACCAGCAGUUUUUAUCCCAUGUUCACCGCUGGUGGGAUCCAUCUCGCCUGGAAGAGCUCUUGUCGAAUGCGAUCAAGACAUAUUCCAAUCUCAGCAACAUUGUGAAGGAUCUUGGGAGGCAGAGGUCGGUGCUGCAAACUCUUCGACAGUACUACACUUCGCGACAGUACGACAAAGAGAUUGGGCAUCUUCGGUUGCGUAUUGGGAUAUAUAUCACGGCCUUGCAGAUUCCGGUCGAAUUAGGCCGUAUACACAGCAUCAGACAAUCCAUUACGACGGCACGGACGAAACCCGAAGCCCAAUCUACUCGUACUCAGAGAGAUGUGGAUGUGCUCGCGAGUCAAAUCCUUGGCAGCAGGAUUGUCUGAUUAGAAGAAAGCAUACGGACACUUUCGCAGGGCAUCACGACUCUCCCAAGAAUACGCGAUCAGGUAUGGUCCACUCCUAUCCG